AUGUUGAUGAAAAUACUGUGGAGCGCAUUUGUUUUCGCAGUAUUCUGCCAGAGUGCAAUUAAUGCAGCUGGAAUUUGCGGAAAUGCUACCAUUCGGAAGCAUUGGUCUGACUGUCGGAAAUUUGUUGAAUGUGGAGAAUUCAGCACAGUUAUUUUUGAGUGUCCUGAACGAAGCUACUUCAAUCCGGAAACAUUAGUGUGUGACUUUGCAAUGUAUGCAGAAUGUGUAACAGACUUGGAGGCUGAAGUGCAGUUUUUUGGACAGCAGAGAAUGUUGGAAACUACACCGGGAGUGUUGGUUACAAUUGAAACCUGCAAUCAACACCGGUUAGGAAUAAAGCUACCGCAUCCAAUUAAUUGCAAUCAAUUUUAUCAUUGUUCUCCCUCGGGACCUGUUUUGUUUACUUGCCCAGCAGAACUACUCUUCUGCCCUGAAAGGCUAGUUUGCAAUUGGCCGCAAUUCGUGACCUGUGGUAGUGAAGAAGUAAUAACCCCUUCUGAAGGAUGUCAAGUUAACUGCUUCCCCGACAAUCGAUGUCCUAUUAAUUGUUACCCAGAUUUAAAUACUACUGUAUUGCCACACCCUAGUAGAUGUGACGCGUUUCUUCGAUGCAUUGAUGGAUGUGCUUGUUUCGAAGAUUGCACGCCUGGCCUAUACUGGAGUAGUAAUCUUGGACGUUGCGUAGAACGCUAUCGAUCUGAAUGUACGGAAAUUGAAAGGCCUGCAUGUCCAUCCUAUAACUGUGCGCCAAGCGAUCUUUGUCCUCAGGAAGAUCCAGAUUAUCCCAUUCGUUUUCCACAUCCCGAAAGAUGCGACGCAUUCAAGCAAUGUUUUGAAGGUGAACUCUGUACAAUUGAAUGUCCAGAUGGUUUGGAGUUCAAUCCGGAAGAGGAAGUUUGUGAUAUUCCAUGGGGUUGCAUCGAUAGUACAACUGUAUCAACAACAACUGUUACGCCUACAACUGUGACACCAACAACUGUAACACCACCAAUUGAUGGACCAACUGACGAAACAAUAACUGAAGCACCAACAACUGUAACACCAACAACUGUAACACCAACAACCGUAACACCAACCACCGUAACACCAACAACCGUAACACCAACAACCGUAACACCAACAACCGUAACACCGACAACCGUUACACCAACAACCGUAACACCAACAACCGUAACACCAACAACCGUAACACCAACAACCGUAACACCAACAACCGUAACACCAACAACCGUAACACCAACAACCGUAGCACCAACAACCGUAACACCAACAACCGUAACACCAACAACCGUAACACCAACAACCGUAACACCAACAACAGUAACACCAACAACCGUAACACCAAAUGAGGAUGAUGAUUUAACAACCGUUUCUGCAUGCCCAACGUGCCCUCCAGGUGCUUGUACACCCGAUGACAGAUGUCCGACUGGCGGUUGCCAAGAGUGUGAUCCUCUUCUUCUACCGCAUCCUGACAACUGCGGCAUGUUCUUGAAAUGCACUCAUGGGUUUGCAUGUGAAAUGACCUGUCCUGAUGGCCUACACUGGAGCAGUGCAUUGAACCGCUGUGAGUGGCCAGAAAAUGGUGACUGUGCUUCAACCCCUCAAAUAAAGUAUUAA
This is a messenger RNA of Armigeres subalbatus, 1617 nucleotides long. Its product is annotated as keratin-associated protein 16-1-like. The transcript is spliced from 2 exons. Gene Ontology annotation, molecular function: chitin binding. NCBI's taxonomy places the organism in Eukaryota, Metazoa, Arthropoda, Insecta, Diptera, Culicidae. Bases 1 to 1617 code for a protein of 538 amino acids. The record is from RefSeq and is a predicted model, not a curated record. Gene Ontology annotation, cellular component: extracellular region.